UUAAACCUUCAAGAUGACUCACGAGAGCGUUUGGUACAGCCGCCCCCGCAAUCGUGUCUGCUCUCACCGCGCCGGUCUGAUCCGCAAGUACGGCAUGAACAUCUGCCGUCAGUGCUUCCGUGAGAAGUCCACCGACAUCGGUUUCACCAAGGUUCGUUUCACUCUCGACAAUUCAAUCCAAUCCAGUCCAGCCCAAUCCGUCUCCGUCCACACUUUCAUCUACAUCCGACUCCAAAAUCAAAAUCAAGAUUAA
Messenger RNA from Penicillium soppii, 253 nucleotides. RefSeq names its product 40S ribosomal protein uS14. The record is from RefSeq and is a predicted model, not a curated record. Gene Ontology annotation, biological process: translation. Lineage: Eukaryota; Fungi; Ascomycota; Eurotiomycetes; Eurotiales; Aspergillaceae. The transcript is spliced from 3 exons. Gene Ontology annotation, cellular component: ribosome; cytosolic small ribosomal subunit. The coding region runs from base 14 to 253 and encodes 79 amino acids. Gene Ontology annotation, molecular function: structural constituent of ribosome; zinc ion binding.